AUGUGGCGUUGCCAAAGACGUUUAUUCGCCAUAAAUGGUCUUAGGAGACAUGGUGACUCAAUGAUUCGAUCCAGAUAUUUUUCUACUAAUAAUAAGCUGCAUAACCAAGAAACAAAAUCAAAUGUAUUACAGAGAGCUCAUGAAUUUAAAUCUGGACAACAACUGUUAGGUUACACUAUAGAAAAGGUUGUUCCUGUCCCAGAACUUUAUUUAGUAUCAGUAAAAUUACGACAUAACAAAACUGGUGCUGAGCAUUUGCACAUUGCUAGAGAUGAUCCAAACAACGUUUUCAGCGUUGGUUUCCGUACGACACCAAUGGAUAAUACGGGUGUUUCUCAUAUCCUGGAGCAUACAACCUUGUGUGGUUCAGAGAAGUUUCCUUGCCGAGAUCCAUUCUUUUCAAUGCUUACAAGAUCAUUGUCCACUUUUAUGAACGCUUGGACAGCAAGUGAUUAUACGAUGUAUCCAUUCUCUUCUCAAAAUCCCAAAGAUUUCAAGAACUUGCUUUCUGUGUAUCUUGAUGCUGUGUUCUUUCCGAGACUUGCCGAACUGGAUUUCUGGCAAGAGGGUUGGCGCCUUGAGCACGAAGACGUGAACGAUCCCCAAUCGCCUCUGACAUUCAAAGGGGUCGUAUUCAAUGAAAUGAAAGGUGCUAUGUCUAAUCCAGAGAUGCUUUAUGCUCGCAAUCUUCAAAGUUCGCUUCUUCCUCAUCACACGUACGGUUUCAACAGCGGUGGAGAACCAAUCAAUAUUCCAGAUUUAACGUGGGAUCAUCUGAAGCAGUUUCAUGCCAGCCACUAUCAUCCCAGUAAUUCAAGGUUCUACACGUACGGUGAUAUACCACUGGAAAAUCAGUUGGAGGCAAUCGAAGAACUUGGUUUGUCUCGUUUUGAUCAACUUCAGGUUGAUACAGAAAUCCCGCAAGAACCUCGUUGGAAAGAUCCGCGAACUGUGAGUAUAACAUGUGCUCCUGAUCCUCUGGCACCAGACCCGGAGAAACAGACAACGACCAGUGUGAGCUACCUUUUAGAUGGCAAUGUUGAUGCAUUCGAAGGUCUGACAAACAGUAUCGUAUCGUCACUGCUGGUUGAUGGACCAACAUCUCCGUUUUAUCAAGCUUUAAUUGAGCCAAAUAUUGGGUCUGAUUAUUCACCGGCCACUGGUUUUGACUCCAGCACAAGGGAUAGUUCAUUCUCUGUUGGCUUGCAAGGUAUUCACAAAGAUCGUGUCGAAGAGGUUUGGAAUAUCGUGGAACAAACAUUCAAGAACGUUGUCGAAACUGGCUUUGAAGAAGAGAGAAUCGAUGCUAUCCUUCACCGAAUUCAGUUAUCGCAGAAACACCAGAGCAGUAAUUUUGGUCUGAAUCUUAUCGCGAAUUUAAUGUCUUCCUGGAACCAUGGCGGUGAUCCCACAGAAUUUCUACAAAUCAACAGAAAUGUGGAUCGAUUUACGGAGUCAAUCAAGUCCGAGCGAUUCUUGCAAGGCAAAGUUGCCAAAGACUUUCAAGAGAAUACUCAUCGACUUUACAUGACCAUGAACCCUGAUGAAAAGUACGAAGAAAAUCUCUCCCAAGAUGAGGCGAGAAAGUUGGGGAACAUGACCUCGAAGUUAUCUAACGAGGAUAAAGCGAUGAUCGCCGAUAAAGGUCUUGAACUUGCCAGUCGCCAGAAUGCAGUGCAGGACACGUCAUGUCUACCAUCGCUCAAUAUCUCAGACAUUGAUCCCAAAAUCAAACCUGUCACCGUGGAUGAUGUUAUGCUAGGUGGCGUUCCAGUGUACUAUUGCGUUCAGCCUACCAAUGGUUUAUCAUAUUUCAAUGGAAUAUCAAGUAUCACGUUAGUUGCUGACGAAGUCAAGCCUUAUUUGCCGCUGUUUUGUCACGUCAUAACAAAAAUGGGUGCAGGCAAUAUGGACCACCGCCACAUGGCGCAGUUGAUCAAACGAAGGACGGGAGGUCUCUCUGUUUCACCCCACAUCGUGUCACACCACACUGAACCCAGCACGUACAAUCAGGGUGUGUUAUUUUCAUCAUAUUGUCUCGAUGAAAAUCUGCCUCGUAUGUUUAAUAUCUGGUUAGAAAUAUUCACAAGUCCUACGCUGAGCAACACAGAACGUCUGCGUACAUUGGUGAAUGGCCUCGCUUCUGAUCUCGCUAUGUCAAUUGUUGACUCUGGUCAUAGCUAUGCAGUUGGCUUGGCAUCCAGCUCUCUCACUCCAGCUUCGCGGUUGAAUGAAAUCCUUGGCGGGCUGAAUCAGGUGGAGUUUAUGAAAAACGUUGCAGAGCUUGAUGACUUAGAGGACGUUACCAAUAAGAUGAUUAAAAUAGCAGCUCAUGUUUUAGAGAAUACUGCUUUCAGAUGUUCUUUAACGAUGACUGAAGAAGCUGCAGAUGAAGCUACUGAUUCUCUUGAAGGUUUCCUGGAGGACUUACCUGGUACUCGGGCUGAUCUGCCUGCUGAAGUGGACGAUCCUAACUUCAUGCCACAUCAAGUGAAAAGUUUCUUUGAGAUUCCUUCUCCAGUGAAUUUUGUCGCCAAAGCGAUUCGUGCUGUACCUUUCUGCCACGAGGAUUACCCGAAGUUGCAGAUUCUUUCAAGAUUGUUGUCUAGUAAGUUUUUGCAUAGGGAAAUCAGAGAGAAAGGCGGAGCGUAUGGAUCUGGAGCUAAGAUUGGUGGAAAUGUCUUUUCAUUCUUCUCGUAUAGAGAUCCAAAUUCGUUUGAAACAUUGGACGUCUUUGAUCGGUCUGCAUCUUGGGCGAGUUCAGGCAAGUUCACAGAUCAAGAUAUCGUUGAAGCUAAACUCUCAGUUUUCUCACAAGUUGAUAGUCCAGUCCCUCCUCCGUCCAAAGGGAUGACGUUAUUCAAACAUGGGAUCACAGAUGAGAUGCGUCAAAUACAUCGCGAUCGUUUGUUCGCCGUUGGCCGCGAUGAUCUCGUCGAUGUUGCCAGCAGAUAUUUAUCAGACUCUGAACGAAUGAGUUCCGUCGCAAUUCUCGGACCUCGUAACGAAAAACUGACGGAAGACACUUCAUGGACCAUCUUAAAAGGCUAGGAACGGAUCUGGAUUAUGAUUCUAUGAGAAGGAAGAUUGUAACAUUGGUCUUUUCAUUGGGUUUAACUAUCCUCAACACGUUCAUCAGUGGUCCAGUGACGAAGGUUUGCCGUGGAUAUGGUAGGAUUUAAACAAUUCAUAUUUAUUUAAUGCAAAAACGAUUGUAAAAGAGCGAAAAACAAAUUCGUGAUAGGGCGUUAUUUAUAAUCGCGUAAAAAACUCGCUGCAAAACUCCAGGACAAUCUAUAACGACUUUAAAUUUGUAAACGAUACGCGAUUAUUAUCACAGUUUGGCAAAGGGCGAAUAAUUUUUUUCAAUCGUAGAGUUAUAUAACUUUGACAAAUAAUAUUGACGUUUUCAACUAGUUCGCUGUUGUUAUUAAAAGCGACUGCAUACUAUAGCGGUUAAUUAAACAAGACACGUCUAUCAAGGUUAAAAAAGUAUUUGCGUAGAGUAGGAGUUGUGAGAAUUCGUACUGCAUGCAUGUCAGUUUCUUGUAUAAACGGAAAGUAAACAUUCUGGGUCUCUAUAUUUAGACUAGUUUGAAUAAUAAACCUGGUAUACAUCAGGGGCUAUAUCUCAGGAGUCACGUCUCAUUUCAAUCAUACGUGCUGGUUAGUAUAAUGAAAAAGAAAUUAAACGUGUACAUGAAGCACUAACAGCUGUUCCGACUGUUUUGCAACGAAAAGUUAUCGUCGUUCAAUUCAUUCGCCUUUCCCACCGUAUGAACUUAUCGGCAAAAAAAUGAGGAUGUUUUCGUAUCAUAUAGCGCCUCGAGGUUGUAGUGAGGUUUAUAUAUUUUUAUCUAUUUUGAAAGACUAGGUUUAUAUUUUUAGUAAAUUAAUUAUACAUGAGAAUUAUCGAAUUAACGCGAUUAAAACCACUCUUACAUAAUAAUAUAUAUUUGUAUGAAAAAACUAACUAAACUUUUAAAACAAAUAAAUAAUGCUAUAUCAGCUGUAA
This is a messenger RNA of Dendronephthya gigantea, 4015 nucleotides long. Its product is annotated as presequence protease, mitochondrial-like. Gene Ontology annotation, cellular component: mitochondrial matrix. The record is from RefSeq and is a predicted model, not a curated record. The transcript has 31 exons. Lineage: Eukaryota; Metazoa; Cnidaria; Anthozoa; Malacalcyonacea; Nephtheidae. Bases 1 to 3051 code for a protein of 1016 amino acids. Gene Ontology annotation, molecular function: metal ion binding; metalloendopeptidase activity. Gene Ontology annotation, biological process: protein processing.